Messenger RNA from Aspergillus homomorphus CBS 101889, 1668 nucleotides. Its product is annotated as amino acid transporter. Lineage: Eukaryota; Fungi; Ascomycota; Eurotiomycetes; Eurotiales; Aspergillaceae. Gene Ontology annotation, cellular component: membrane. The transcript is spliced from 9 exons. The record is from RefSeq and is a predicted model, not a curated record. Bases 1 to 1668 code for a protein of 555 amino acids. Gene Ontology annotation, biological process: transmembrane transport. Gene Ontology annotation, molecular function: transmembrane transporter activity.
AUGCAUGAGGACCCUCCAAAUGAAAGCGAGGUGGAAUUGACUUCGAUAGUAGCCGAGGGGCCUCCUACUCUCCAUAGAGACAAUGUGGUCCUCUGUAGUCGAGAUGCGCUCGAGCUAGCCCAGGUGGGGAAAAGGGAGGUUCUCAAGCGCAGAUUUGGCCUGGCGAGCACAGUGGGAUUUGCCUGUAGCCUGAUGCUCACAUGGGAGGCAUUUCUGAUUAAUUUCGGGGUGGGGCUACCAAAUGGUGGCCCAGCCGGUCUGGUGUAUGGCUAUGUUGCUGUCUGGAUUGGAUUCAUCAGCAUAUUUACCGCACUGGGGGAGUUGGCAAGCAUGAUUCCGUCGGCUGGUGGACAAUAUCACUGGGCGAGCAUUCUGGCGCCGGAGUCAUCGAAGCGAUUCAUCAGCCAUGUUACCGGUAAGUGCUCAAUCUGCAUCAUCGCUUGGACAGCCGUUCCAACCGGAGCCGUGUAUGUAGCUGGAAGCAUUUUGCAGAAUGCGGUCGCGAUGAACCGUCCAGAAUACAACCCACAAGGCUGGCAUGUCACUUUAAUUAUGUGGGGGAUACUGCUGAUUUGCGCGAUCCUGAAUACCUGGCUUGGAAUGAUCCUACCAGUUCUCGAGGUCUUCAUAGGCAUUGUUCAUGUGCUUGGCUUUUUCGCAGUGCUCAUACCGAUUGUUUAUCUCGGUCCCAAGGCUGACGCCAAAUCAGUGUUCGUUCAAACGUUCAAUCUCGGCGGUUGGCGCGACAUCACACUGGCCACGUUUGUAGGCCUCAAGGGCAUAGUAGGAGCUUUCUUAGGUACGGACGGUGUCGUUCAUAUGGCCGAAGAGGUCGCUAAUAGCAGCAUGGUGGUCCCACACUCGAUGCUAUUCGCCAUUGCCAUCAACGGGGUCUUGGGCUUUGCCAUGCUGGUUACCUUCCUCUUCACGGCAGGAGAUUUGUCCGUCAUCCUCAAGUCGGAAGCCACCUAUCCUUUUAUGCAGAUUCUCGAAAACGCGACGCAGAGCAAAGGAGCGGCGACUGUGUUCGCGAGUAUGAUUGCGAUCAUGCAAGCCUGCUGCGGACUGGGCGGGAUCUCGUCUGGCAGCCGCAUGCUGUGGGCUUUCUCGCGAGAACAGGCGCUUCCAGGCUGGCGCUGGAUCCUGCAGCUGAACAAGCGAACCUCGGUUCCCUUCCACAGUAUCUGCGUGAUCGUCAUCGCUGCCGGUCUCAUCGGUCUGAUCAACAUCGGGUCGUCCGUGGUGCUAAGCAUUGUUCUUUCUCUGCUAAUGGAAGCCUUCUUUUUCUCCUACAUCAUCCCUCUGUCGCUCCUCCUGUAUCGCCGCGUGAAGGGGCACAUCUCCGAGCCGCAGCAGGGCGGUAACAAAGGCUUUGUCUGGGGACCGUUCCGAGUGAGAGGCUGGCUGGGCAUCGCGAACAACAUCUUCGCGCUGGUGUUUUCAGGGUUCGUGGUGAUCUUCGGGUUCUGGCCGGCGAGUAGCCAUCCAACGCCAUCGCACAUGAAUUAUAGCGUGGCGAUCUUCGGGGGGGUGCUGAUCCUGGCGGUGGUGUACUAUCUGGGAUGGGGGAGGAAGCAUUAUAUGGGACCCUUGGCCGAGGUUGAGGUUACGGCUGGAUCCGUGGAACAAAGAAGGAGCGAGGGGGAGGGGGGGUUUGUGACACCGUAG